GAAGUAAUAAAAGAGAAGAAUAUUAUUUUGGACUUUGAAAGAGCUAGUAUGAAUGCUCUUAAAAAGUUUUUUACAAGUUCUAAACUUUACGGCUGCAACUUUCACUUAGGACAAAUUGUCUGGAGAAGAGUGCAAAAUAUGAAGUUUGCGCAAGAAUUUAUGAGAAAUGACGAGGUUAAAUUGCAUGUCAAGAUGAUUUUGGCACUCAGCUUUGUUUUGAUCGAUGAUGUAUUACUUUUGGCCGCCAGGUUGAACGUUUCUCUUAAAACAGAAAAGUCUUAUGAUGCAUUAAGAUUAUUUGAAUGGUUUAAAGCUGAAUAUUUGGUGGAAAAUGACAGUAACAAAUCUAUAAGCUUUUGGAAUGUAUUUGAUAGAACUUUAAACGGAAUACCAAGGACGACAAAUAGCAUAGAAGGAAUGCAUAGGCAUUUGAACAGUCUUGUAAAGGUAAAACAAGCAUCAUUUUUUUUAAUAUUAAAAGAAUUAAUAAUUGAACAGGAAAUAACAGAAAAUAAGCUAUUACAAUCUCUGUAUUGUGAUUCUACUGUUAAUGUUGAAGAUAAAAUGAAAGAAAUUUUUAAUAGAUAUUCUGAGUAUUACGGUGUAGAAUUUUUGAAGAAAAAUGCAUUUAACUUCCAUUAA
Messenger RNA from Vairimorpha ceranae, 642 nucleotides. RefSeq names its product mule transposase domain protein. The annotation marks the transcript as partial. The transcript has a single exon. The record is from RefSeq and is a predicted model, not a curated record. NCBI's taxonomy places the organism in Eukaryota, Fungi, Microsporidia, Nosematidae.